UCGGCUGUGCCGCUGUGCGAGUGCGAUCCAUUCACUCUACCUGACUACCCACCACCAAUUCGUCCAAAUUCCCCAACGUCACCUCCCGCGCCAUGCCGCCGCGCGCGGUGCUCCGCCGCCUUCUCCCCACCAACCCUCACCACUCCGCUGCUCGCCACGCUCCGCGUCAGGCGCCUCCUCCGCCUUCAGCGAUCGACGAGGGACCCCUUCCCGACCCGUAUGCGCUCCUCGUUCACGACCCCAUCGACCUGCUCUCAUCCCUGUGGCGCCGCGCGUUCGCGCACCCGCUCCCCUCCCCCUUCCCCAACCUCUCCGGCUAUGCCUCCCGCCUCGAUCUUUGGCUCCUCUCCUACCAGCGUGCCUGCGCCCAUGCCACGGGCACCUUCCCGCCACGCCACGCCGUCCCGCUCCCCACUCUUCAUUCGCUCCUCCGCCUUCGCGCCUCCGCGCUCCGCCGCCACCCCGCCUUCCCCUGGGGCGCAUCCACGCACCUCCUCCUCCGUUCCCCCGCCGACAAGCCCUCCACCGUCCCCAUCUCCCGCCGCAAGCUCGAAGCCCGGUUCGCGGACGCGCCGCCGCCGUUCCAGGACCGCGUCGUCCAGGAGCUCCUCCUCUUCCUCCUUGAACCAGUCCUCGAGCCGCGCUUCUCCCCUAAAUCUCAUGCCUUCCGCCCCGGCCGCGGGCCCCACAGCGCCAUCCGCUCUGUUCGGUCUCGCUUUGCCGCCUACCUCUGGUUCGUCUCCGCCGACCUCACGGCGGUGGUCGACGGGCUCUCGCCGGACACCAUCCUGUCAUGCGUCCAGAAGGCCGUCUCCGACCGUAAGGUGCUGUCGUUACUCAAGUCCGCGCUCACCGCUCCUGUCAGGCCUGGGUCUGUACCGCCAAUGGAGAAGGACCUCGAUGGGCUGACCAAGAAGAGGCUGAAAAGGAAGGUGCUCAGGAAGAGCAGGAAGAAGAAGGUGCUUAACGAGAAUGAGCCUAAGCCUGACCCAUAUUGGUUGAGGAUGUUCUUUGGGUUUGCUCCAGAGCAGGCACGCCACGUGCCAAAUUAUGGACAUUGCGGGAUAAUCAGUCCUUUGCUUGCCAAUGUGUGCCUUAACGAAUUGGAUUGGUGGAUGGAGGAGAAAAUUAACCAGUACUUUUGCCCAUCCAAGCAUGAUUCAAUUUGGAAGGAGGUAGGUGAUGAUGGGUGCCACAAUCCCGCUUGGCCUGAGUUCGUCCCAUCAGCUGGGAAGGAGAAGACAAGAAAAAUGGAUUUCCUUCGAUUUGGUUCCCAUGUCUUAAUUGGGAUCAGGGGGCCGAGGGAGGAUGCAGUUGACAUAAGGAGACAACUGAUGGAGUUUUGUGAGAGAACAUUUGGUUUAAGGCCAGAGAAUUCGAUGGUGGAAAUUGAGCAUAUCACAAGGGGGAUUGAAUUCUUGGAUCAUGUGAUCACGCGCAGGGUCAUCUACCCAACCUUACGAUAUACUGCCAGUGGAGGGAACAUUGUCAGCGAGAAGGGUGUCGGAACACUGUUGUCUGUAACAGCGAGCCUGCAGAGGUGCAUAAGGCAUUUCAGGAAGCUUGAGCUUGUAAAGGGGGACAGGGAUCCUGAGCCAUUGCCGUGCUCACCGAUGCUGUACUCUGGGCAGGCGCACACUAAUUCCCAGAUGAACAAGUUUCUUGAGACAAUGGCUGAUUGGUACAGGUAUGCAGAUAACCGGAAGAAGAUUGUAGGGUUCUGUGCUUAUGUCAUAAGGAGCUCACUAGCAAAGCUCUACGCGGCAAGGUAUAGACUGAAGUCUCGAGCUAAGGUCUACAAGAUUGCUUCACGGGAUCUUAGCCGUCCUUUGAGAGAAAGCACAAGGAAUGAUGCACCAGAAUACUCUGAUCUUUUGAGGAUGGGGCUAGUUGAUGUUAUUGAAGGUGUACAAUUUGCGCGCAUGUCAUCGAUUCCAACGUGCGACUACACACCUUUCCCUAGGAACUGGGUGCCACACCAUGAACUUAUAUUGCUUGAGUAUAUUAAGCUGCAAGAUCCAAAGUUCUUUUGUGAACUUCACAAGACUAUCAAACGUCAGGAAAUAAGUUCACCGCAGGAUGAUGUAUCAAAGAUGGUGUGGUAUUAUAAAGUCCACGGUGUUUAUGAUGACAAAAGAUCCUUAGUUGGCGCCAAGGAAUUGAGAAAUGAUGAAAUUAUCAAUGGGAACAAGCAACUUCUAUUGGAUACAUAGUUCCGAGUCCUAUGUUCCCAAUUGUUUAUAGAACUAUUGAUAUGUGCUAUUUCAAUGGGCAUCAAGAAGAUGUUUCUCCUGUGAUUCAAGGGUAUCCAUGAUCUUUUGACAGAUCGCCCCAGUUCUCGUUAUUUUUAGAAAAUAAUCACGGGUAUCCAUGGACAGCAUAUCAUCUAUUCAGGCACUCAGGAGCCAGGAUUACUCAACUUUUAAUGUUUACACAAGCAUUUCACCUAUUAUCAAGGUAAACUCUUUUGUUGUCGUAAUUCAGGGUUCCAUGCUAACUUUUUAAGUGUUCUGCUCGUAACAGCGGAGCAUUACUGUUUCCCAGUUGUUAGCAGAACUAGAAUACAGAAAUACAGGCAGUAUUAAAGUGCUGACUUGUGAAACUUCCCAGAUGCCACAUGUUUAGCAUUAUGCCAAUUCCCACAUGUUUAGCUUUGUUAAAUAACAGGCGUUUUACUUUGCAUGCUUACUCUAUCAAUGUGUACUUUUUCUUCUCUUGUCCUCCAAAUUGUUGAAAAUUUUGAGGUACUGAAGUAGUAGUAGUAAAUUCCAAGCUUUCAUAUUCAUUAUCAGUUCAAAUAUUAGAUGUAGGGGUGUACCACACUGCAAUCAUGCAAGUUCUGUGUGUACGGGCAUAAACUAGACAUUGAAUUUUCCUGUAAUCCUUUUCUUUUGUUUUUGUUUGGUUUUUCUUUUGUUUGCGUUUGUGUCCCCGUUGUAAAGGUUUUUAUUCUUUUUCUCUCUAAUAUAAAGAUGUGCAGCUCUCAUGUGUGUUAGAGAUAAAAAAA
Molecule: messenger RNA, 3007 nt
Organism: Zea mays
Lineage: Eukaryota; Viridiplantae; Streptophyta; Magnoliopsida; Poales; Poaceae
Product: Intron maturase type II family protein
Exons: 1
Coding region: 93-2213 (706 amino acids)
Biological process (GO): mRNA processing
Source: RefSeq, a predicted model, not a curated record